Molecule: messenger RNA, 484 nt
Organism: Cercospora beticola
Lineage: Eukaryota; Fungi; Ascomycota; Dothideomycetes; Mycosphaerellales; Mycosphaerellaceae
Molecular function (GO): protein binding
Source: RefSeq, a predicted model, not a curated record
ACAUCGGCACACCGAACACCCACAAUGACGGAUCAAGUACGGGUUGCCCAGAGGCGACGGACCAUGAACAACGUUUUCACUGUCACAGUGGGUACAGGCGACGAUGCCGAGGUCUUCUUGGUGCACGACUUUCUGCUGAAGCAAAGCUCGAAAUUUUUCCAGACUGCACUAAAGGAAGAGUGGAGAGAGGGCCAGGAGAAGAAGGUCGACUUACCGGAAGACAAACCCGAAGCUUUCGGUGUCUAUACCGAGUGGCUUUUGCAGGGCAAAAUCACUUCUGGCACAGGCAAGCCAACAGAAGAGCUUACAUCGUACGACGUUACCCUAGAGCAUCUACUUCUGGCCGACCUUUACGUGGCUGGUCGACGAGUGCUGGGCACACGGCAGGAAGAAUUGGUUUGAGCAGCCGCGCUCGGCCGAAUAUUGUGCUGAGUUUCUGCUUGAGCUGGUUAAGAGGAAGAUGCGGCGCUAACACUGAGCAGAC